AUGGAUGCGUCUACGGGGAUUGGAGCCGCGCUGACAUUAACCCUCUCCGACGAUGGAUUUUGUGCUGCCCACGUGGAUGGAAAGGACCUGGUUGUCUACACCAACCCUGCCUCAGAAAAUAAGGAGGCUCAGAUCGCCAGGAUCAAAGAAAGUGGCGUCAAAUAUCUGAAAUUCUGUCCUAUUCCGGCAUCAUCCAGAGGACCCAAUGAGAAUACACAACGAAGGCUUCUCAGUGCCAAUGACUCUCGAAUCACAGUCUGGCAGCUGGAGCCAUUGCAAAUCUUCGCCGAAAUCGAGAAUCUCGAGCCCGGGGCACUGAGCAUCGACUUUGGGAGCGAUGGCAACGAGAUCCUCGUGUUUCAUGCUUGGAACACAAAAUUGACGAUUCAUUUCCUUCAUACUAGCCGGAGCUCUGUGAUCAAAACGCCAAAGGCUGCCCACCCACUGGGCUUUGGAUAUCGCCCACAUACCAGACAGUUUGCCAUUUUGCUGAAGCCUGACGCCUCCGAUCUUUUGACAAUACACGCGCCUCAGACCUACGAGCUAGUAGGCCGCGCUGUUCUACCUACUAUCGAUGCCCAAGGAUUGAAAUGGAGUCCCGACGAGAAAUGGAUUGCUGUCUGGGACGUGGCUAGUGGGGGCACGAAAGUCUUGAUUUUCACUGCGGACGGACAGCUUUUCAGGACAUAUACGGGGCCGGCAGUCUCAGACGAGGCUUUUGACUUGGGGGUGAAGCAGAUUGAGUGGAGUCCCGCAGCUGGUCCCAACGGACCUUCUGAGGUUCUCGCUGUGGGCAAAGUAAACGGUACUAUUGAUCUGCUACGAACUCGCACGUUCUCAUCUUCAAUUACCCUGUCACAUGUUUUCCCAGCCGAUCAAAUUGCACCAACUAUCUGGCGAGAGCGUUUUACCAGUGCUCUCGGUGACGGCGACUACGUCGAAACCAUAAGCUCCUCUGCAUCCAACAUGAGCCCUGAGUCGUCAGGGCCACUACGAGGCGUCACAAUGUUGACUUUCAGUUCUGACGGUAAUCUUCUGGCAACCGUGGACUCCACGCGAUCCAACGUUGUUUGGAUAUGGGCUCUAGAUGGCACUCCCAGGUUGGCUUCUGCUUUGGUACAUGAGCAACCCGUUCGACAGUUGACCUGGCACUCUUCAACACCACAGCUGCUCAUCAAUACCAUCACCAAUACACUUCCUUCUAUACGAUGGUGGUCACCAAAUACUCACCCCGUGAUAGCUCGCGUUCCCACCCAAAGGAGCGAAAGUGGCAAGUAUGAAGUGAAAUGGCUCGCGGAAUCAGAACCCGACUCAGCGUUUUGGUUUGCGUCUACGGAGGAAUAUGUGGUAGGCUAUUUGUCUGCUGAAGAUGACUCAGUGAAAUUUGAGGUGUUGAAUUCGGUGACAAGUCAAGGGUAUGGUGGACAUGCUGGAAGUAUGAUGAGCAGAUAG
Penicillium subrubescens is the source of this 1452-nucleotide messenger RNA. RefSeq lists its product as uncharacterized. Bases 1 to 1452 code for a protein of 483 amino acids. Gene Ontology annotation, molecular function: protein binding. Gene Ontology annotation, biological process: protein localization to mitotic spindle pole body; mitotic sister chromatid segregation; microtubule anchoring at mitotic spindle pole body. Lineage: Eukaryota; Fungi; Ascomycota; Eurotiomycetes; Eurotiales; Aspergillaceae. The transcript is spliced from 3 exons. Gene Ontology annotation, cellular component: microtubule organizing center; MWP complex; mitotic spindle. The record is from RefSeq and is a predicted model, not a curated record.